This is a messenger RNA of Eublepharis macularius, 5415 nucleotides long. RefSeq names its product EPH receptor A7 (gene EPHA7). The record is from RefSeq and is a predicted model, not a curated record. Gene Ontology annotation, biological process: cell surface receptor protein tyrosine kinase signaling pathway; protein phosphorylation; axon guidance. The transcript has 10 exons. Lineage: Eukaryota; Metazoa; Chordata; Lepidosauria; Squamata; Eublepharidae. Gene Ontology annotation, cellular component: plasma membrane; neuron projection. The coding region runs from base 222 to 2012 and encodes 596 amino acids. Gene Ontology annotation, molecular function: transmembrane-ephrin receptor activity; ATP binding; protein binding.
GCAGCAAAUACGGAGGCAAAGCGAUAAGGGAAGGGGAGAAGGCAGCCGGCGAGAGCUCCGUGCAAGAGCGCUGCAAAAUAAAACACAUUGCAGAACGAGCCCUUUUAAUACUCACUGAGCGGCAGCAGCGGGAACAGCGGCGACGACCGUACAGUUUCUCUCUAUUUCCGACUAUCUGUGUAAAUAGCUAUAUUUAAAAACCUCAAGCUCCAUGCACCACCAUGGUUUUUCCAACUAGGUUCCCUUCUUGGAUUAUGUUAUGCUGCAUCUGGCUGCUUGGCUUUGCACACACGGGGGAGGCGCAGGCUGCAAAAGAAGUAAUAUUGUUGGAUUCUAAAGCACAACAGACGGAGUUGGAAUGGAUUUCUUCUCCUCCCAAUGGGUGGGAAGAAAUUAGUGGACUGGAUGAAAAUUACACACCUAUACGAACAUACCAGGUAUGCCAAGUCAUGGAACCUAACCAAAAUAACUGGCUUCGGACUAACUGGAUCGCAAAAGGCAAUGCACAAAGGAUUUUUGUAGAACUGAAAUUUACUCUAAGGGAUUGUAACAGCCUUCCUGGAGUCCUGGGGACAUGUAAAGAAACUUUCAACUUGCAUUAUUAUGAAACAGACUAUGACACUGGCAGGAGUAUCAGAGAAAACCAGUAUGUAAAAAUAGAUACUAUUGCAGCUGAUGAAAGUUUUACCCAGGGUGACCUUGGGGAGAGAAAAAUGAAACUUAAUACAGAGGUGAGAGAGAUUGGACCGCUGUCCAAAAAAGGAUUCUACCUGGCUUUUCAGGAUGUAGGUGCCUGCAUUGCUUUGGUUUCUGUCAAAGUAUAUUACAAGAAGUGCUGGUCUAUUAUUGAGAACUUAGCUAUUUUUCCAGAUACAGUGACUGGCUCAGAGUUCUCUUCCCUAGUUGAAGUUCGAGGAACUUGUGUCAGCAGCGCGGAAGAGGAGGCCGAGAACUCUCCUAGAAUGCACUGUAGUGCAGAGGGAGAAUGGUUAGUACCUAUUGGAAAAUGUAUCUGCAAAGCUGGUUUCCAGCAAAAAGGGGACACAUGUGAACCCUGUGGCCGUGGAUUCUACAAAUCAUCUUCGCAAGAUCUGCAGUGCUCACGCUGUCCUAUGCACAGUUUCUCAGACAGGGAAGGAUCUUCACGGUGUGAUUGUGAAGACAGCUAUUACAGAGCACCUACUGAUCCUCCAUAUGUCGCUUGCACAAGGCCUCCAUCCGCACCGCAGAACCUUAUUUUUAAUAUUAAUCAAACUACUGUAACUUUGGAGUGGAGCCCUCCUGCUGAUAAUGGAGGAAGAAAUGAUGUGACCUACAGGGUAUUAUGCAAGAGGUGCAGCUGGGAGCAGGGUGAAUGUGUUCCCUGUGGGAGCAAUGUUGGAUAUCUGCCCCAGCAAACUGGAUUAGCAGACAACUAUGUCACCGUCAUGGACUUGCUAGCUCAUGCUAACUACACUUUUGAAGUGGAAGCUGUAAAUGGUGUUUCCGACUUGAGCCGUUCUCAGAGGCUGUUUGCAGCUGUUACUAUUACCACUGGUCAAGCAGCUCCCUCGCAAGUUAGCGGCGUAAUGAAAGAGAAAGUGUUGCAAAGGAGUGUGGAGCUUUCUUGGCAGGAACCAGAGCAUCCCAAUGGAGUCAUCACAGAAUAUGAAAUAAAGUAUUAUGAGAAAGACCAAAGGGAGAGGACCUAUUCAACAGUGAAAACCAGGUCCACCUCUGCAUCUGUUAACAAUCUGAAACCAGGAACAGUAUAUGUUUUCCAAAUUCGUGCAUUCACUGCUGCUGGCUAUGGAAGUUAUAGCCCUAGACUAGACGUUGCUACACUAGAGGAAGCCACAGCCACUGCAGUCUCCAGUGAACAAAAUCCUGUGAUCAUCAUAGCUGUAGUAGCUGUAGCAGGCACCAUCAUUCUGGUCUUCAUGGUUUUUGGCUUUAUCAUUGGUCGGAGGCACUGUGGCUAUAGCAAAGCUGAUCAAGAAGGGGAUGAAGAACUUUACUUUCAUUUAAUCUGAUUAGAACUUUCCAACAGGACUCAAGAAAAAUGCCACUCACAAGCAUUUCAUCUUAAAUGAAUUAAAAUCAACAUUGUAAAAGUGGUUAACUCAUUAUUUGACUGAUUAACAGCAAUUAUUCAAAAACACUUUUGAUGCAAAUUUAUCUGUUCAGAGUACAUUGCAUAUCCAAAAAGAAUGUGUUCACUGAAAUUCGUUCCGGUCUCACAUAUUUCAUGGAUAAUCAACAUCCUGGCCACCUGUGUGAUUCUGUUAUGAACAUCUCAUUUUUUCAUAAGUAAAUUGAUCUGCCUGGAAGAUCGUUGGAUACCUAAAAUAAGAUCAUGAAAUUCUGUGAAGUGUAAAAUUACCACACACUAAUUAAUAUCCUGUCCGAGAUAUAAAGAAUACAGCGUGUGCACCUCCUAAGUAUUUCUGCAUGUGCAGAAGGGCUUCUCCAGUUUUAAUGUGCAACUAGAGCCCAUCAUACUGUUUCAGAUGCCACUGUGUUGGGACCCGUAACUUUCAGGAGCCGCUUUUCCAGCACUGUGUGUAUCCUUUUGAUGCAUUUAAGCAGAUAUGACUGCAUAAUAAUUCACUUUUAUAAUCUGGGUUCCCUGAAUCUAAGUGUUUCUUUGGUAACAACUGAAUAAUCUAAUGUAAUAUGCUGGAUUUUAGAACUUGAUUGGUUAAUAUCAUAAUUCUGUAAUGCAACAGGAAAGAUCUUAAGGGAAAAUUCAGAUUUAGCCACUCAUAUCUUCACAAAUUUGAGCAUUUGGAUUUUGUGAUCGUACAGUUUAUGAAGCAGCAGAAUGAUUGGGCAUAAAGUUUUCUUCUGGUAGCUCAUAAGCAUUUCUCAUUUAAACAUAUAAUGUUUUUAACAGUUUGAGGUCAAAGUCAGGUGAAGGUUUCUUUUUGACCUUUCCUACUCUCAGAAAACUAAUUUAGCUGUUUAUUUAUUUUUCUUGAGCUUAGAUACAUCAAUACUUAAUUCAUUUCAUUAAAGAAUGGAUUGAAACCUUCCUACCCUUAGUAUAACCCUGCCAAGUUCUCUGCCCAGCCAAUAAGAAAAUAAUAAUGGGAAUCAAGAUUAUCAUGUUCUGAGAUAUUGUUUUAAAAAUAAAGCAAUUGCCAACGUUAUACUAUUGAAACAAAGCUUCAUCAGAGGGUGACAGACUUGCUAAGAUUAUCUCAUUUUGAGUCUCUUCACAUCUCUAAAAUGCUUUAAGUUAUUUUAAACAUUCCCUACUGAGUGAUGUCUGAGGAGGAAAUGAAAUUAAUUGUGCUUCCUUUUACUUGUGUCUGUAGGGAAAGGAAUGUGCUAGCCAAAGAAUGAUUUUCCCCAGCUUACACUAUUUUUAGACUGCAAGUUUCAGGGAAAAUGUAAAUAAGCUACCCAAUAGCCUAGACUUAAUAGUCAGAAACUGAAAUUGAAAAUAGCACUUCAUUCCUUCAUUGUAUUUCUUUCAAGAAACCUAGUUAUCCAAUAUCUAGGAAAGUUUAAAAUCUGUCAGAAAAGAUUACCUACCGUGAAGCCUACUAUGAUGAUUUACCUUUUGAAAAAACGGCAUUACUUUUUCCAGGCCUUUAGACAGAAAACGUAGUAUUUAAUUUGAUUUGACCAUUGCUUCCAGGGAUAAAAUUAAACACCAUGCUGUAGUUACCAGUCAUUUAAAUUUUUGUACUUUUGUUCCUGUGAUAGUGAGAUGAUUUUUCUUUUAUGACAUGACAGGAUUUUUACAAUAGCCUGAAAAGACAACCCUUUAACUAUUUUUCAGAGCAGCAAGCUUAAUAGAAUCUCCUCUUUCUCCUUUCAGUUCUGCUCAACUUUCAAUAACCCCAAGUGCUACAGUUUUAAACAUAUAACAACAAUGGAGGAGUUUAGUCAACCAAUUCCAAUUUACAUUUUGUUUCCUCCUACCAUUUUCUUUUAACAAUGUCUUUGAAUCUGAGGCAGCAUUAUUUCAUGUUGGUAUGCCAAGAAAGCUUUGGCCUGUCAAAAUGUUUUAUGACAGCUUGAAUAAAGAACCAUAAGAGACUCAUUUGAGAUUCAUAAGGUUACCUCCAAUCCAGGCCCCUUAUCAUAAGUGCAAGAAGAUGGCUAAUUCCCCAUCUGUCUGCUUGAGAGCACAAUAUAGAUGGUUAACCUAUUGUUUUUCUGUUCUCUUUCCCCUCUGGUUGUGGAUGUAAAUAAAAAAAUGAGUACAUCAGCUCUGGGAGCUUAGCCAUUAUCAUCAUGAUUAGCAGUAAACCUACUAAAAAGUACAGAGCAGCAAAAUUAACCUCUAGGGAAGAUCUGAAAGAAAUUCUUACAGAUCCUCAAAAUACUUAUUCAGCUCCAUAGAUAACCUCCAUAUCACUAGCAUUGCCGUAGUUGAAACAUGCAGUACCUGUUGACCAUAUUGUAUCAGAUUGUUUAAUUAACAGCUUUCUGAAAAGAGCUAAAGUAUGUGUCUGUAAGCAGCUUCUGAUGUGGCCUGUGCUUACUAUGUGACUGCUGUAUCAUCUAGAACAGAAUAUCUCUUAGUGUUACUUCUCAUAUAACAUUUUUCCUAAAUACAAGUAUAUCAUAAGUAAACGCACAAUCCUAUAUGGUUAAUAAAACUGCAGGGCAGGAAUGUCUUCCCCUUAUGACCCAACAGACAAGAUAUCAUUUAUAUCACUUAAAAGAUGGGAUGAGUUGCAUGAGUUCCCUGCAGUUCCUCACAGGUAUGUUCUCAUUUAGGGAACAUUAAAUUGAAUUAUAUGGAUAAAUCAAACAAGAAACCUUGAUUCUAAAACCAAAGAAAAUGGUAAUUUUCCAAAUCAGAGACACAUACAGAUUAUGAAGCUGGAUAUAUUCCACAUUCUGAAUACACAUAUUAUUUUCAGUUUAUACGACAAUAUGUUUCUGAUAUGCUGGAAGUUGAGAGGAAAAAGACAGAUACUCCAAAACAAUAAUAUGUUAUGUUAGUCCAAUGGAAGCAGGACUGUAAAGCUGUGUAGUGGGCCAUUAAAAAAAAUAAAUCAGUACUUGGAAGCUCCUGGCCCAAAUCCAGCCCUCUGAGAAUUAUCAGCUGGCCCUCUGGAUUGCCAAAAUAGAAGCAAAGAAGUGAGUGAUGGCUGUGGCCAGUGGACUUUCUUGUAUAUAGAGACUAUGGGAAGAAGAUUUUUAUCCCAUAUUGCAGAGCGCAUGGCACACUGGCAAAGCACAUUUUACAUCUAAUUCAAUGUAGCACUCUGUAGGGAAUGUUUAUAUAUACAGAACCGUUGUUCAGAAUGAUCCUUAUAUCAAGUUAGCUUUUAGAAGAAAUCUGUAAAUUUGAGACCACCAUUGCUUGAUUCAGAUGGUUUGGCAGAAACUUCACUGUUCCAGGGAGCACUCUGCAUAAUGAAAUUCCGGGGUUGGCUGCACAAUAAGUGCUUUGCUUCAUCACAGUCAUGC